Molecule: messenger RNA, 2657 nt
Organism: Esox lucius (northern pike)
Lineage: Eukaryota; Metazoa; Chordata; Actinopteri; Esociformes; Esocidae
Gene: pkma
Product: pyruvate kinase M1/2a
Exons: 11
Coding region: 143-1741 (532 amino acids)
Biological process (GO): glycolytic process
Cellular component (GO): cytoplasm
Molecular function (GO): potassium ion binding; magnesium ion binding; pyruvate kinase activity
Source: RefSeq, a predicted model, not a curated record
AUGGAUACAUGAUGUAUCGGUUAAAAUGAGUUCCGGUUACUUUGAGAGAUCACCUUGAGCCUCUGCGUGUUAUAGAGGCAGCAACAUCAGUGCUAGCAGUUGUUCAGUAGCGAAGAUAAGGACUUCCUCAAAUUCUGCCAUCAUGCCUGGUACAAAAUCUGAAGACUUGGGCUCUGCCUUCGUCCAGACGCAGCAGCUGGGCGCUGCCAUGGCCGACACCUUUCUGGAGCACAUGUGUCUGCUGGACAUCGACUCGGAGCCCACCACCGCCCGCAACACCGGCAUCAUCUGUACCAUCGGGCCCGCUUCUCGCUCUGUGGACAUGCUGAAGGAGAUGAUCAAGUCCGGGAUGAACAUUGCUCGCAUGAACUUCUCUCAUGGAUCUCACGAGUACCACAAGGAGACUAUCAAGAAUGUCCGUGAGGCCUGUGAGAGCUUCGAACCUGGCAGCAUCCACUAUCGACCCAUUGCCAUUGCUCUGGACACCAAGGGACCUGAGAUCAGAACUGGACUCAUCAAGGGCAGCGGCACAUCUGAGGUGGAGCUGAAGAAGGGCAACAUGAUCAAGCUGACCCUGGACGAUGCCUACCAGGAGAACUGCGAUGAGGACACCCUGUGGCUGGACUACAAGAACAUCACCAAUGUGGUGGAGACUGGCAGCAAGAUCUACAUCGACGACGGCCUCAUCUCCCUCCAGGUCAAGGAGAUCGGUAAUGACUUCCUGAUGUGUGAGAUUGAGAACGGAGGGACACUGGGCAGUAAGAAGGGGGUGAACCUGCCCGGUGCUGCUGUAGACCUGCCUGCUGUGUCUCAGAAGGACAUCUCCGAUCUGCAGUUCGGCGUGGAGCAGGGAGUCGACAUGGUGUUCGCUUCCUUCAUCCGUAAAGCAGCCGACGUGCACGCUGUCAGGGAGGUGCUCGGGGAGAAGGGGAAGAACAUCAAGAUCAUCUCCAAGCUGGAGAAUCACGAGGGCGUACGCAGGUUUGAUGAGAUCAUGGAAGCCAGUGAUGGCAUCAUGGUGGCCCGUGGAGACCUGGGCAUUGAGAUCCCUACAGAGAAGGUUUUCCUGGCCCAGAAGAUGAUGAUUGGCCGCUGUAACAGAGCCGGCAAGCCAAUCACCUGCGCCACACAGAUGUUGGAAAGCAUGAUCAAGAAGCCCCGCCCCACCCGCGCUGAAGGCAGUGAUGUGGCCAAUGCCGUGCUGGAUGGAGCCGACUGCAUCAUGCUGAGUGGAGAGACUGCCAAGGGAGACUACCCCCUGGAGGCUGUCCGCACACAGCACAUGAUCGCCCGGGAAGCCGAGGCCGCCACCUUCCACAGGCAGCUGUUCGAGGAGCUGCGGCGCAGCAGCAAGCUGACUAGGGAUCCGUCCGAGGCCGUGGCGGUUGGCGCCGUGGAGGCCUCUUUCAAGUGCUGUGCUAGCGCCAUCAUCGUGUUGACCAAGAGCGGCAGGUCAGCCCACCUGAUCUCCCGGUACCGGCCCCGUGCCCCCAUCAUCGCUGUGACCCGUAGCGGCCAGACCGCCCGCCAGGCCCACCUGUACCGGGGCAUCUUCCCAGUCUUCUACAACAAGCCCGCCCACGAUGUCUGGGCCGAGGACGUCGACCUCAGGGUCAACUUUGCUAUGGAAAUGGGUAAGGAGCGAGGAUUCUUCAAGGAGGGAGACGCAGUGGUGGUCCUGACCGGCUGGCGUCCUGGUUCCGGUUACACCAACACCAUGCGUGUGGUCCUGGUUCCCUGAAUCCCCUGUCCUCCCUUCUGGACCACCCCCACACAUCCAUCCCUCUACUCUGACAGACUUGCCCGUCCCACAAGUCUUCCUUCCCAAGGGCUGGUCAGCGGCGAUGACUUGUCCAAUAGUUCUGUCCUCCCCUGUAUCCCAUUCUUCAGGACAUCUGUAUUUGCUCACCACCAGAAGUUGCUGUAUGUAUUCAAAUGACCCAUGAACAAGGCCGGGCAUACUUGAGAGGCCGCUGUACUGUAAUGGUUAAACUAGUUUACACCACACUCCUAUAAUAAAACACACAUGCCUAUAAUGCGAACAAAAUGGUAGUGUCUUUGUUUAAAGGAAACGGCUCAUCUUUAAAGUCCUGUCAGUUCUAGCUGAGCCCCUUGUAGUUUUUCUGUGCACAUUGUGUUCUGUAUACCUGCUUUGCACUCAGUCUACUGUAGACAAUGUUACGUUCUCUAUUUAUAUUUGUGAGUUUUAGUUGUGGACAUCCAACACUACUUAUUUUGUCUAACCAUAGAGAUGCUGUGUUGGAUGUUCAAGUUGCAGUUUUUUUGGAUUAGUUACUUUUGUGUGGUGUAAAGUGUUUAGAAAGUUGUACAUGUAUUAGCUUAACUAAGUUGGCACUUAAGAACCACUGUCAGCUAAUACAUGGUUCUGAAUUAUGAAUGCAGCACAGGGUUGUUCUAGGGGGACUGGAGGGGAGGACAAAGGGGUGUGGCGGACCUCCUUCUCGAACCCAUUGGAUGAGGUGGAGCCCUUUUGUUUUACUUCCUUCAUUCUAAUGCUUUUGUUCCAGUCUGUGGGUGACCUUGUGUGUAACUGUUCAACAGCUUCUUUGAUCUGAGAGUGGAAGGUCUAACAAUGUGUUCUGGGUGAAUUUUCCUUCCUGACUGGAUUUCAAUCAUUAAAAGAGAUGAACAUCUUU